This is a messenger RNA of Camellia sinensis, 357 nucleotides long. The record is from RefSeq and is a predicted model, not a curated record. Lineage: Eukaryota; Viridiplantae; Streptophyta; Magnoliopsida; Ericales; Theaceae.
ACAGGAAGAGAGAGAGAGGAAGAAGAAGAUCGAAGAAGAUGGGAGGAGGAAUGGAAACGAACAAGAACAGGUUCAUAGAGGAGUGGGGAAGCGCAAGGGAGAACCUGGAGCUCAACUUCAGGUGGACCCGCCGCAACUUUGCUCUCGUUGGCUUAUUCGGCAUCGCCAUCCCCAUCCUCGUCUACAAGGGCAUCGUCCGAGAUUUCCAUAUGCAAGAUGACGAUGCAGGGCGGCCACACAGGAAGUUCCUUUGAGUGUUCUUCCCAUUUCCAUUUAAUAAACAAUGAAUGGCAGUGAAAAGUGAAACAGAGCUUCGAAUUCCUUCAGGAGGACCACAAGCGUGUCUGUGUUUUACAU